Molecule: messenger RNA, 2522 nt
Organism: Chaetomium fimeti
Lineage: Eukaryota; Fungi; Ascomycota; Sordariomycetes; Sordariales; Chaetomiaceae
Product: YAP-binding/ALF4/Glomulin
Exons: 2
Coding region: 412-2259 (615 amino acids)
Biological process (GO): cellular response to oxidative stress
Cellular component (GO): cytoplasm
Source: RefSeq, a predicted model, not a curated record
CACGCAUCAGCUGUUGUGUUGGCUUCUCACAUUUGCACAAGCUCACCGGGCAUUUAAAAGCUGUGCACAAUACAGCCUCCGCAGCUUCUACUACCUUAGUGUUCCAAGAGUACAUGUACCUGUGGGACAAUGAGUAAGGUACGAGCGUACCUAGAAAUAGUUGGCCUGAGGAUAACUUCUCAACGUUAUCAUGCCCAUCUGAGCCAUUGGAUGCCAAAAUGUUGAGACAAUCCAAGCAGGCCAGGCCUGUUGGAGGAAGCGACAAGGUGGAGUGCGGGGUACAGUGAUGUCAGAGCCUAGAACCACCCGCGCUCCUCCAUCCCACUGGAUCCAGCCCCCAUCGUCCCCUUUCUGUGUAGCCUCUGCAAACUGCAUCACAAACAACCUAUAUACGCCAAAACAGUCCGUACCAUGGCUGCCGAACCUCCCAAACCCGAUCCUGCAAAGGCGAUCGAAGCCAUCCGCGAAGCACGCCCGCCCGCGACCGACCGAUUCACGUACCUCACUAUCGUCGAGACGAACCUCUGCCCCGAAGUGCUCCCGACUCUCAAUGAGGUGCUCCAGGAUCCGGGGCUCACACAGGAAAUAGGGUGGGACUUGGUGUUCAACCUCGUUAGCCUGCCAGGCUCCGAGGAGUGUCUCGAAACGGUCGCGCGGCUGGGUAACCCUCGGGAAGUGAUCCUCAAGGUGCUCGAGACGCUGGAGUUGCUAGAUAGCGAAAACGGAGAGGACAAUGAAGAUGGAGAGGAACAAGAGAAACCCGAACCGGCUGUCUCGCCAACCAACAAGUUCAUCACCCUCCUCGGCAUGCUCGCCAUUCUGCACAAGCGCAUCAAGACCAAGUACCCCAGCCGCUUCCUCGCGCAGACCCUACACACCGUCUACCGCACCUACCGCCCCACCCAGGAGAGGACGGCAUCCGUUCUCAACCUAGUGCACAGUCUGUCCGGCCAGCGGCGGCCCCCACUCCCGAGCCGGAAGUCCAGCGUGAACGUGGCCAAUCCGGACCAGACCGGCGACGCUUCCAAGAAUGCCCCCGACCCGGAGGCGGACCGGGACGACCGCGAGGACCCGGACGAGACCGACCUGCAGCAGAAGCAGCUGUUGAGCUUCGCGACAUGCAUCCUAGAGGCGUACGCCAACGGGAACGAGAUGGCGUGGGCGGCCCGCCUGCUCGAGUUGCAGGCACUCAUCGGCGACCUCGGCCUCGACUCAUGCUCCAAGGCCUUCAUCCACCAGGUCUGCGACGGCCCGAUGCACAGCGAACCUCUCGAAGAACCAGACCUCUCCAGCCCGGACAAGAUUGCUCUCUCGACCGGCGGCUGCGUCUGCCUGGUAGCCUACUGGGCCUUUUCGUCGACCGUUUUCGACGCCACCCACCCGCAGCCCGAAAUGCAUGUCUUCCCAGAGCACUUCGCCGUGCUCGACAAGUUCCUCCAAGACGACGCACACUCCCAGAUCCAAAACUCGGUCGGCACCAUCGAGGCCCUCAUCACGAUCGGCCUCUGGCUCGAGUCUAACAACCUCGUCUCCACGAACCCGUCCUCCCCGCUCGCCAACCCGGCCGCUUCGCCAGAAGAUCCGACCUCGGACUUCAUGCGCUACAUCCACCUGACAACGCUCAUCGCCCUCUACCACCCCUCCAUACAGGUCCGCAACGCAGCGAGCGUGCUGGCCGGCCUGGUGCUGCACGCCAACCCAGAAGACGACGACCGCCUCAAAAUCCUGGAGGACCUGCUCGAGAACUGCAUGUUCGCGACGCUCAAAGCGCGCGCCGUCGCCUGGCUGCGCGAGGAGCUGCUGGCGGCGGUACCUUCCGCACAAAAACAACAACAACAACAACAAAAACCACCACCGAACCUGUUCGCCACCCCGCAGGCGCUCGAAACAGUCCAAUACGUCGUCUUCCCCCCGCUCGCCUCCCUCCUCGACCUGCCCACGCUCGGCCUGGUCGAGUACCUGACCGCGAACGCACCGUUCCUGAUGCAGGCCGUCAACUUUGCCCUCUUCCUCUGGGGCUCCUCGUCUUCGGGGGCGCCGGAGACCGAGAGCAGGUGGAAGCAUGUCCUGCCGGCGAACAUGGAGGCCACUGUUCGGGAGCGUUGGCUGGAGCCGUUGAGGGAGGUGGUUGAGAGGGUGGAGAGUGAGCGGGAGAGUGGGGAGCUGGGGAAGGAAGGGGUGGAGUUGGGGCCGUUGGGCGGGGAGUUGGAGGUGCUGAGGGAGAGGAUGGGGCGGUUGUGGUUUCGGGGGAGGGAUUAGGGAGUGGUUAGGGAGGGGUUAGGGUGAGGUUUAUGUGUCGUUGUUAAGGGGGUUGGCAUGAGGUUUCUUUUCUGUGUAUGUGGAUGGUCUUGGGAGAAUAGUUAUGGAGGGGAGGGGGAGGGGGGUUGGUUCCAUCGAUUCAGAAGCAGUGGGUUGACACAAGAGAUGUGAUAUAUUGCCGCUACAAGGGGCAAUCAAAGUAACUAUCAAGAUGGUCUUGAGAUAGGCAGGCCUUCAAAACUAUCACCCUCCAUCUGUCGAGA